AUGUCGCGGACGUUGCUACUCUGUUUCAUACAUGGAUUCAAGGGGAACGAUGAUACGUUUCGAGAGUUUCCGCGUGAUCUACAAAAUGCAGUGUCAAAUAAACUCCCUGAUCACAAUGUCGAGUCUAUAGUGUACCCGAAAUACGAUACGAAGGGGGAGCUGGGAGAAUGCUGCGCAUCUUUUCUGUCGUGGUUGAAAGAGAAGGUAAUGGAUGUGCGAAAGGCGAACACCGAAAAACCAUGGCCUCCUCAAGACAGAGAAGUGGGAGUCGUCUUAGUGGCGCAUUCAAUGGGUGGGUUUGUGGCGGCAGACUCGUUAUUCCUCAUACUGGAUGAGAGGAUAGCUCAUGGACAAGAAGAUUCACCAAUCUUCCCGUUGAUCCAAGGAAUCCUGACAUUUGACACCCCUUACAAUGGACUUGCACGAUCAAUGUUCGUCUACGGCGCAUUCUCAAACUACCAAAAAGUUAGCACCGUAUUCAAUGUCAUGACCGCUAUAUCUGCAGCUCCAGCGGCUCUGGGAAAGACAGCCUUGAAGAAGACAGCAUCAAGAAUCCCCCCCGCACGAUCUACCAGUGCGGCCUGGAAAGCUUGGCAACUCGUUGCGGUUCGUACUGGGACUGUUGGUGCUAUAGCUGCUGGGGGUGUUGUUGCUUAUACGCAUCGUCAGCGGAUCAUGAAUGGUGUGCGCAGCGUGAGGAAUCUGAACAAGGAGUCCGUCAAAGAAGGUUACCAGCAGGGCAUCGAUACUCUCAGUCAAGGGCUGGCAUAUAUCAACAGUGGUAACGUGGGCCGGUCUUUUGAAUACUUAUCAGAUCACUUCACCUUUGUUGGCACGCUCAUGAAGCAGGCCGAAUUGAGUCAAAGGUUAGAUCGGUUAGCUGCCCUGAAGGGCAUCGGGGUUCACGUCUAUUACACGUCUCUGGGAGAGAAUGGGAUGUGGAGUGGUGGCUACUUCGUACCGGAGCGGACAUUUUGCGCCGUUCCCGCCAAGGAUCAUCAGGCAUACCCCCUAUUCUCGCGACAAAUCCUUAAGAAUAUCAAAGAUGAAGUUCAAGCACACAUGAGCAUGUUCAUCAGAGAUAAAAAUGAGGAGUAUGAGCAGAUGAUGGAAGAAGCAAGCAAUCUAGUAACUACCUGGUUCAACGACGAUUCACCUCUCUUCGAUGACCCCAAGUUUGCUUCUCAUCCAUCACCCGAGCCUAUCGACCAACUUGUGACCAUAACAGAAGAUGGCCAAGAAGUGCCCAAGACAGACGCCAUUCUCAAAGAAGUGGACAUAGACCCAAAAAUUCUUGAAGACGAAGAGGAUGAUGAGGGUGGCUAUGGCUUCCCGUCGCCCUUAGAUAUCACGGCGGCUGCAGCACUCGUGCCUCUCCCAGACGACGUUCCAGAGGAGGAGGAGGAAGAUGGCGACGAUGAAGACGAGGGCAUAUUACAAGAGCCCGAAGCAGAAGCAGUGCAGCAAAGCACGUACAUGCAAUAUCUCAUGCGAGUUGCCGGACAGGCGAGAAGUGGGGUCAAGUCCUACGUGCCGACCAAAAUGCCCGAUUUACCUCAAAUCCCUUCGGGUCCGAGUUUCAAAUCCUAUAUCCCAAAUCAGAUGCCGCAGAUGCCGCGGAUUCCCAAACCAUCAGUCCACAUAUUUAGUAAAAAGAUAUCGCAGUCGCUUAUUGAACUGGAUAAGCCAACGGACGAAGCAGUGAAAGAGGCCAUACAAGAGUCAGCAACAGAAACUGAGACACCUGCAAGACCUGCACCCGGGGCCGGUAGGAAGAGAGCCGACAGUGGAGUGCAUCUAUCCUCGGAGCCUAUCGGGUCAACAACACUAAAAGAGGAUCUAAAUACGAAGGCUUCCCCAAUAGUAGCCGCCGCUAAAUAAGGAUAUAGAGGUAUAGACUAACAGGUAUCGGGCUUAGCAUCAGUAAAGGUUACAAAUAUUGCUUGUGACAGCCACCCAUUCAAACUCAAUAGGAUGGACAUUCGGAGAGAACACUCCGUAC
Molecule: messenger RNA, 2002 nt
Organism: Hypoxylon fragiforme
Lineage: Eukaryota; Fungi; Ascomycota; Sordariomycetes; Xylariales; Hypoxylaceae
Exons: 4
Coding region: 1-1881 (626 amino acids)
Source: RefSeq, a predicted model, not a curated record